Darwinula stevensoni is the source of this 1473-nucleotide messenger RNA. The record is from the annotation of a GenBank genome assembly. Lineage: Eukaryota; Metazoa; Arthropoda; Ostracoda; Podocopida; Darwinulidae.
AUGGGGCACAUGGAUCAGUAUCAGGGGCCAUCUGAAUCACCAUUAGAUCCUCAUCGGUCGAGCAGUCGGAAGAGAGGGGUGAGCGGAAACACAUUCACGCUGGUAGAAGAGCUGGAGCAGAAGCUGAGGAAUGCAUUGACCGAGGAAAGGAAAGCGAAAGACCAGUUCGAGAGGGAGAAGUUUGCUCAUGAAGAGACUAAGAAACAGCUCAGGGAAAAGACCAGCAGAGAACCAGAAACAGAGCCGAUUUCACUGGCUCAUAAGAUGAAAAACGAAUGCAAGGACAUUGAUGGGUUCAUCCGCGAAUUGCCAAAGAAGAAAGUGAUGGAAGACGGAAAAUAUCAACUGGCCAAAUACGAAGUCGGCGACGGAACGGGCAGCGGAGGGGGAAAGGUCCUCAUGGUCGUCGGAGCAACUGGAACAGGAAAAAGUACCCUCAUCGAUGGAAUCGUGAAUUAUGCAUUCAACGUGGAGUAUGAAGACGAUUUCCGUUUCAAGCUGAUCGUGGACGAAGGACUUGGUCAGCAAAAGUCUAAAUCCAAUAGUCAGACCAAGUGGAUCACGGCAUACGUUCUCAAUAAACAACAGGGAUUCAAUCUGCCCUAUACCUUGAUGGUCAUCGAUACCCCUGGGUAUCGAUUGGACACUGAAGGCUUCAAAGAGUGGAAGAAUCAGAUUCGGGAAUUUUUCUCCCAUGGUGGGAACAUCGGCGUGGAUCAACUCGACGGGAUCUGCUUCGUCGUCCCUGCCGGCCAGGCCAGGCUCACGCCCACUGAGAAGAACAUAUUCGACUUCAUCUUGGCAGUUUUUGGGAACGAUGUCGUGGAGAACAUCUUCGUUCUCAUCACGUUAGCGGACGCCCGUCGGGUGCCUGCCAAUUGCGCAAUCGACGAUGCGGGUAUUCCCUACAAGAAAUCGUUCAACUUCAAUAUUGGCGCUCUCGUUUGGAAAGAGGGCCUGGAAUCGCCCGAAUACGAGAAAUUCGAAAAGUAUUUCUGGAAUAUGGGUUUCACUAGCUUCAAAAAUUUCUUCCAAACCAUCCAAACCACCAUACCCGUGAGCCUCACCCUGGCAAAGGAAGUUCUGAAAGAACGGCAACGCAGAUGAAACUUUCGCAGAUAAAAGGUGUGAGGAAGGAAAGCUCCUCUCCACCCCCAACAGGCUGUAUGGGAGGAAAGGGGCUUACUCAAGGAGGGUUGGAGAGACCCCUCUCAGAUCUGCGCAGAAGCGCGUUUUGGGGGGUGGAACGUCUCGCACUUUCGUGUAUGCUGUGUAAGUAGAAAGGGUAGCGACGCACGCCUUUGGCAUGGGAAAUCGGGCAAGUCCAUGACAUCACGAAAUCCGAAACGUGUAGUUUUGUGAAUUCGAUGCCUGGUCAUCUUAUAUUACUAAUAGAUCGGAGCGUCAAUAGAAUCCUUUUCCCGUUACCAUUAUUCCCAAAUUUUUUUCCCAUUUCAAUUCCUAACGAUCCCG